AUGCACCGCCUCCUUCCUCCUCGCGUCGGCCUGCUCCGACGCCUCUCCACGGCCGCCGAGGCCGCCGCCUCCCCUCCCCAUCCACCACCGCAGCCGCGGGCCGACACCCUGUAUCUACGGGUCGCUGCCGCAGUGAUCCCGCGCAUCCCGCUGACCCCCGUGCUGGAGCAAUGGGCCGUCGCCGAGGGCCGCCCCGUCGAGAAGCACGACCUCCAGGCUAUCAUCAAGAAGCUCGUCCUCCGCCGCCGCUUCUCCCACGCGCUUGAGCUGUCCCUGUGGAUGACCGACCGGCGGCACUUCCCCCUGUCGCCCGGCGACGUCGCCUACCGGCUGGAGCUGCUCACCAAGGUGCACGGCCUCCAGAGUGCCGUGGCCUACUUCGGGGGCUUGUCAGUUCAGCUCAAGAAACCUCAGUGCUACGGCUCCCUCCUGAAAUGCUAUGCGGAGGCCAAGUCCGUCGACGAGGCUGAAAAGCUCUUUGCGGAGAUGCAGAAGAUGGGGAUGAUGAGUUCAUAUCCUUACAAUGUGAUGAUGAAGCUUUACUUGGAGCUCGGGCAGGUUGAGAGGGUGCGCACCAUGUACAAGGCUAUGGAGGAGAGUGGCAUCAAGCCUGAUGUAUUCACUGUCGACACUCUGUUGAAGGUGUAUGCAGCUGCUGAAGAUCUCAAUCGGGUUGAGGAACUUCUAGAGAAGUCCGAUCCGAAGAUGCUGAGUUGGCAUUCACAUGCCAGUGUAGCCAGGCUUUUCAUGAAAGCCGGGCUCCAAGGAAGGGCCCUGCAGGCUGUUGAGGAAUCUGAAAAGCGGAUUAGUCCGAAGAAUGGCAGGGUUGCAUACGGGUUCUUGCUUUCUAUGUGUGCUGAUUUGGGAAUGAGUAGUGAGGUGGACCGCAUUUGGAAUGCCUAUAAGUCCAAAGUGCCGACAUGCAACUCGAUGUAUAUGUGCAGGAUAAGUGUGCUGCUUAAGAUGAAUGACAUCGAUGGAGCUGAGAAAGCCUUCAGAGAGUGGGAAAGUAGGCAUGUUCACCAUGAUAUCCGGUUAACUAACCUACUGCUAAAUGGCUACUGUGCAAAUGGCCUUAUGGAGAAAGCAGAAGCUCUCGUGGAUGAAGCCAUCGCCAAAGGGAGGACACCUUACGCUAAUACUUGGUAUAAACUGGCUGGUGGGUUUUUCAAGGAUGGCCAGGUGUCAAAGGCGGUGGAUAUGACAAGGAAAGCUCUUGCUUCCGCAACUUUUGGAUGGGAACCUGACCAGACAAAUGUGCUAAUGAGUCUGGAAUAUUUCACGGAGCAAAAGAAUAUUAAAGCAGCUGAGGAAAUAGCAAGCCAGCUGCGGAGUUUGGUACCUUUGACAAGGGAGGUUUACCAUGGUUUACUGAAGACAUAUGUUCAUGCAGGACAGCCAGUGUCAGAUUUACUUGAUCGCAUGAAUAAAGAUGGUUUUGAGGCUAAUGAAGAAACAGAUAGAAUCAUUGCUGGAAUAUGCCGAUGACUCUUCCAAUAUGGGAGAGAUGGCUGAUUUUAUUUUGGAUCUAGGCGGUGGCAAGUUGUGCCUGUAAUGGCCUUCAUUUUGUCAAUCCGGACCACUAGCAUCAGCAACGCCUUUUAUCUGUCACUUACCAAGCAAGCCAGGGGGAAUCAUGAUUGGGAUCACUUUGAAAAGUAGCCAAGACUGGAUGGGGAUAACAAUCAAAGUUGCUGCUGCAAUGAAGUGUGGUGAACUGUUUCAGUAUAUGGCUGGUAAUUCUUGUAUUUCAACCAUUACUUGGGCACAUGUUAAUUUCUGACUUUCGACCAAAAAUGUAGUUCCUUUCCCAUGAAAGUGAACAGUUAGAACUUAGAAGUAGUGCGCAUUUCACAUUCGCAAACCCAGUUUGAUUCCUGUAAUCUGCGGCACUUCAUGUGGGAUGACCAGAUGAGGCAGUAAUAUGCCACUCACUAGAAUUGCAUCAUGGUAUUUACUUUCAGGCCUAGCUUUUUGAGAAAAUAAUAUAAGCAUCGAAGUUAACUUAUACACGAGAACCUUAUCAGAACAUUGGAGAACAUGUGUUGUUGUUUUCCAAGAUUGCCCCCCGCCCUCCUGAUGGGGACAUGCCAGCGAAAGGAUUUUUUCCCCCUCCAAGCAACAGGGUGUGUUCAGUACUCCAGUCAGCCAUCAACCACCCAUCCAUCGUCCAUGAAGACCAUGUGAUAUGAAUACAUCCUCUAUGAAUGAGCGUGUGAUCUUCCUCUUGGGUGUACGCUGGCUGCUGUAUAUCCACGGUGAAGAUCGAAGAUUUUAAAUUUGAUAUUAAAAUGUGAGACGUGGAUUCUCAAACGCUGUAUCACAACAAAAUGCUACAAUAUUUUCAUUUUUCUUUGGUUGCGUAGGGUCAUAGUUUUGCGCAUAUAAAAUUCUCACCAGCAUCAAGGUGUAACCGGA
Molecule: messenger RNA, 2418 nt
Organism: Lolium rigidum
Lineage: Eukaryota; Viridiplantae; Streptophyta; Magnoliopsida; Poales; Poaceae
Product: pentatricopeptide repeat-containing protein At2g20710, mitochondrial-like
Exons: 4
Coding region: 1-1488 (495 amino acids)
Cellular component (GO): mitochondrion
Molecular function (GO): protein binding
Source: RefSeq, a predicted model, not a curated record